Molecule: messenger RNA, 708 nt
Organism: Paracoccidioides lutzii Pb01
Exons: 4
Coding region: 1-708 (235 amino acids)
Biological process (GO): tetrahydrobiopterin biosynthetic process
Molecular function (GO): 4-alpha-hydroxytetrahydrobiopterin dehydratase activity
Source: RefSeq, a predicted model, not a curated record
AUGUCCAUCGCCCGGAUUCUUGAUAAUAUCCUCAGUGGCAUGCCAAGCUUUGCUCCCCACGUCUCCGGUCCGUUGGGAUUGAUUGCGUUUAACCUCCGCAUCUGCCUGACGAUGACAGAUGUCCGCUUCUUUAUCAUGUUCGAAUAUCCAAUCCAAACCCAGACACAAACUCCCCUCCUCUCAUAUAUUCAAAGAUUUCAAUCACUUGGAGACACGAUGAUAUCUCGUAGCGUUCGAUAUGUAUAUACGCUUUCUCACUCCGGCGCAAUCUCCGUCUAUCGACCGCGACCACGUUACUUCAGCAUGGCGAACGUGAGCAAGACCUCUACCGUUCAGCCCAAAUACGCUUCCUCAACGCCUGAGGAGCUCAGCCAAUUGGCAGUAGAUACCAAGACAUUACUGGACAGUAAUUGGACUCUCGAUGGAGAGAAGAUGGGUGUUACAAAAACCUUCUAUUUUAAAACGUACACAAAGUGCCAGGACUUCUUCAAUUUGGUCGCGAUAAAGAGCAAAUCGGAAAACCACCACUCAACAAUGACAGUUAAAUUCCGCUCUGUUGACAUACACUGGACAACUCAUAAUCCACCGGGUUUAUCCUCAAAAGACACGUUGAUGGCAAAAUACUGCGAUGAACAAGCCAACAUACUAGGCGCAGUGGAUGCAUCCCAAGUUCAAACAUGUUCUUCCCCUCCUAGCCCAAAGAGCUAA